GACAAAAGAGGGAAGUAUUAGAUUCCAUCAAAGUUCAACAUUUUCUCCUUCCUUUUUUGCCUGCUUUUUUGGCGUUACGCAAAAAUCAACAACAGACGAGUUGUGAUGAAGUUUCUAUCAAGUUGACUCCGGCGAUUAUCCAAAGUGAAUAAUAUGUUAUCAGCAUCCAAAGUGUUUCCAUUUGUAUUGAUGUUUUUACAACAUUUCCGGAAAAGUGAGUUUAGUGUUUUCAAAUCAAAUGCCAAAAAUGGAUUACCCGAUGCAAUAAAUAGUUCAAAGACAUUUUCACCCAUUAAAAAGGGCAAUGUUAAUGAAGUGACCAGUUUUAUUGGUGGAAUGGCUCAGUUGCCCUGCAAUGUAACGGCAGGGAUGAAAGAUGAUUCAAUACGUUUAAUAUUGUGGUUUAAAGAUAGUCUACCUGGCGGACCAAUUUACAGUGUCGACUCGAGAAACGCCAGUCUUAGUUUAGCCAAACAUUUUUCUACAAUUGAAAGCAUUGGAGUUCGAGCUUCGUUUGAUUUAACAACCAAUCCAGCCUACCUUAUUCUUGAUCCGUUACGAGAAGAGGAUAUCGGUGAAUACAAGUGUCGAGUUGAUUUUGUUGAAGGACGAACGCUCACUACAAUUGUUCAUCUCAAAAUAAUAGUUCCGCCUUCAAACAUUGUGAUAACUGAUUCAAAUGGUCAUUCAGUUGAAACUUGGGCUGGUCCCUAUGAUGAAUCAUCAACAAUUAGCUUCACCUGUACAUCAAAAGGAGGAGCGCCAUUGCCUUCACUCAUUUGGUUCCUCAACGGAAAACAAUUGGAUCAGCCUUACUUCACUGAAGAAUCAAACAAAACUGUUACAAGUAGCCUGGAGAUUCACAACGUUUCUCGUGAUCACCUCAAUUCCGUCCUUAUGUGCAAAGCAACUAAUGAAUUGUAUCCAGCCUCGAUAAAUGUCUCAAUUACAUUGGAUAUUAAUUUGAAACCUCUUUCUAUUGAAAUGAUUCCACCAAGGAAACCUUUGAUUGCCGGACAAUCUGCUGACAUUAUUUGUGAAUCAAUGUAUUCAAGGCCUCCAGCAGUUUUGACUUGGCUUAAGAAUAAAAAGAAGCUUCUUGAUGAAAGAGAAAUCAUCACUGAAAGCGGCAACAAGACGACAAGUGUACUAAACUUCGUGCCUUCUCAUGAAGAUAAUGGACUUUAUCUCAUUUGUAAAGCUGAAAAUAUCAGGCUCAAGAACAGUGCCAUUGAAGACAAACUGCUUCUCUAUGUAAGGUUUGCACCAAUUACUUCUCUUGUAAUGGAAAACCAUCAAAGUUUAAUGGUUGUUACUGGUGAUAAUAUUGAGUUACACUGUCAAACCAAAGCAAAUCCAGAAGUUAGUGAAUACUCUUGGAGUUUUCAAGGGAAACCCAUCGAUCAUAAGAUUUCCAUGAAAAAUGCAAAAAUCAAUGGAUCAUUUCUAAGCAUCAAUUCUGUUGGUAAAGAAAAUUCUGGAUCAUAUAAGUGCUCAGCUAAAAAUGAAAUUGGCUCUGGUGAAAGUGACCUUAAUCUUAAAGUUAAUUAUUUACCCGUAUGUGAACAAAAUCAAAAGACUACUUAUGGAAUUGGUUUACGUGAAACUGUUCGAAUACUGUGCGUUGUCGAUGCUUCACCGGCUACAAAUUUAACCUUCCAUUGGACUCUAAACGAUACUCAACUUGCCCUUAACCUCAAGUAUCCGACCAAUGUUGAAGGAUUGAGAAGUUCACUUCUAUUUACUCCAUUGAACUUAUAUGAUUAUGGAUACAUUCAAUGUUGGGCUCGAAAUGAAAUUGGUAGCCAGCAAAAGCCUUGUAUAUUCCAAAUUGUGCCAGCAGGCCGUCCAAGUGAACCCUCCAAGUGUACCAAAACCGAGUUGAAUGAUGUUGCACUCAAGAUUUGCUGUGAUCCCGGUUAUGAUGGUGGACUGGUUCAAAAGUUUCACCUUGAAGUGUACAAAAGUGAACAACUAAGUGCCAAUGUAAUAUCAAAUGUGACCACAAGCGAGACACCUCCUUGCUUCACCCUUGACAAUUUAACUCCUUCAAUCCAUUAUAUUUUCAACAUUUACUCGUCCAAUUUAAAGGGUAAAAGUGAUAAAAGUUUCACAUUAACUGGAACCAAGCAAACAACCAAACAACUACCAUUAGAGAAGGGAACAAAAAAUGCAAGUCAAAUGUCUUCCUCGAUGGUAACCAUUGCCUUUGCUCUUCUCUUCCUUUCGAGUUUAUUGGUUCUGAUAAUAUUGAGACGAAGAUCUAAGACAGCCAAAUUAUUGCCUAAACCAGAAAUGGAUGUUAACAGUUAUUCACCUUCACUUAAACCUUCACCUUCUCAAUUAAAUCUUGAAGCUAAAAGUCCGGACAUUAUUCCAUUACCACGAACAAGCAUCGAUUUUGAAACUGAAUCAUUCAUUCAAUCAUGGGCCAAUCUAGAGGCUAAAAAUGAUCGAAGAGCCAUUUACAUUUCUUGCAAAGAUGCCAACUCAAUGGCCAUUCCAAUGAAAAGGAUUCCUUAUAAUGCUAUAAUUUCAACUGAUCCAACAAAUGAAAUGAUGGCGAUGCCUUACACGAGCAUUGUUUAACUUCAACUGCAAGAUCAAGUGCGAUGGAAGGAAAACAAUUGAAUGGAAAAAAUUUUAAAAAUUAUUUUUCUCUUUUCGUUUCUUUUUGCUCUUCUUUUGCCCAUCAAAUUUCAUUCCAAUAA
Tetranychus urticae (two-spotted spider mite) is the source of this 2711-nucleotide messenger RNA. Its product is annotated as neural cell adhesion molecule 2-like. Gene Ontology annotation, molecular function: protein binding. Lineage: Eukaryota; Metazoa; Arthropoda; Arachnida; Trombidiformes; Tetranychidae. The record is from RefSeq and is a predicted model, not a curated record.